AUGUUUUUAUCUGUACCAACUCCGUCUCAUCCUCCACCUCCACGGUCAAUUGAUGGUAAAUUUUUUAAGAUUUUAAAUGAAAAAUCAUCAGAAAAUAAAAUUGUUGUGCAAUGCGUUAAAUGUGAGCCGAAAAUUGUAGAGUUGAAGGGUUAUGGAAAUUCAUCUUCUAACUUUGUCACUCAUUUAAAACGGCGAGAUGGCCAAGAUGCUAUUGAAGAAUACAAAACUUAUUUAAAAUCAACUGAAAGGCCAAAUAAAAAAAUUAAAACUGUUGCUAAACAAUUGAAAACUAAAACAACCCAGGAAAACUUAGAAGCUGAUAUGAUAAAUUUUUUUUUACAUUCAAUGAUUCCUUUGAGGUGUGUAGAAGACCCAUAUUUUCUAAAAAUGUUUGACAAUUUAAACAUAUCUGAUUGUGGACUUCAUGUUUUAAGUCGGCGGUCUUUUUGUCGAAAAAUUGAUAUUUUGUAUGAAAAAAAUAUACUAGAAAUUAAAGAUAAAUUUAACGAUGUAAAAUUUGUUUGCACUACAGUAGAUAUUUGGUCUGGAAAAAAAAAGAAGUUUUCUCGGGGUAACGGCUCAUUGGAUUUCAAAAAAUAA
This is a messenger RNA of Macrosiphum euphorbiae (potato aphid), 600 nucleotides long. NCBI's taxonomy places the organism in Eukaryota, Metazoa, Arthropoda, Insecta, Hemiptera, Aphididae. The record is from the annotation of a GenBank genome assembly.